GGGGUCACGCGUGAGUCACGCUCGGGGCCACAGGGAGGUAGGCCUGGUGGCAGCGAGCCAGAGCGCUGUGCUGAGCAGGCGGGACCCACUGCAGACGUGCCUGUGAAAUCCGCGGGAGGGCCGGGCAGGGGGCGGGGCGCGCGCGCAGGGGUGCUGCCUCCGCCCACCAGGCCUGGAGAGCCCGGUUCUGAAGCCCCGAAGGAGGGUGCGAGGCAGUGCUGCUUGUUCCUCAGCUGGAAGGUUCCAGCUUCGGGCAGGCCCUUGGGACUCAUCCUGACACUCAGCGUGGGGGAGGACAGGGGGCUUCUGAGGCCAUGCACGCGGCGGGGAGACUCGGUGCCCGGCUCAGGCCGCUGACCUCCGACCCUCACAGUGGGCCUCCCUCCACCCCCAAACCCAGGGACCCGGAGAGAUGGAGGGUCAAUUUCCAGGUACCCAGAGGGCCUGGCUUUGCCCCCUGCAGUGCCGCCGCUGGUCACCAGGGGGAAUAAACUCCCCAGGUUGCUGCUUAACUCUGGGGCUCCCCAAGGCCCUUCAGCGCCCUGGCUCUUGUCAUCCUGCCCAGUACAGAAUUGGCCUCGACAAGCCCCCUUUCACAGUACAGUUUGUGCCCCAAGAUCAGACCAUGUGCAGUGCUGCAGCUUGGUCACAGAGGUACCCUCUGUACCAGCUGGGCAACCCCCAGCUCCGCGUCUUCCGAACAAACUUCUUCAUUUGGCUGGUGCGGCCUGGCACGGCUCAGCCUGAGGACACCGUGCAGUUCCGGAUCCCCAUGGAGAUGACGCGGGUGGACCUCCGGAACUACCUCGAGCGCAUCUACAACGUGCCCGUGGCCGCUGUGCGGACGAGGGUGCAGCACGGUUCCAACAGGAAGAGGGAUUACAGAAACGUCAGGAUGAAGAAACCAGACUACAAGGUGGCCUAUGUGCAGCUGAUACGGAUGCCGCUCUGCGUCCCCCUUUGCCCGUCCGGAAGCAAACGGCGCUGCCCUGGCGCGCCCCCUCACGUGCCCCCUCGCGCACCCCCUUGUGCCCCCCGAUCUGUGGAGCUGCUCCGGGGUGUUUAGCAGAUUGAAACGGCACCUCACAGUUGCCCAGGUCCCCGGGGAGCGGGCAGGGCGCCCGCCUCGGCACCAGCGGGGCCCGGCCGGUGCCCCCUGUACACGUGCUUGGGGGUCUGGGUUGGGGCUUGGCCGACACUGGCACAUUCUGAACUUCUAGUGAAAGACGUAAAACCAGUUAAUUUGCAAAGCCGGUCUUGAUUUAUAGACUGCUGCAUAUGUACAUUUCUUUGUACGUUAUAUGCAUCUUAUUUGCCAAGCUCCGAGCUGGGAGGAGGGGUAGUCUUUAAUGUGGGUAAAGGCCUUUAGGUAUUUUGGAUGGAAAAAGUCUCAGUGUGGCACCAGACGCUAUUUGUGCGGGGUGUUCCUGCCCCUCGCUCCUGCCCCCCAGUCCGGCCAGGCUGCCCCCACACCGGUGAAUGGGCGCUUUGCUGGGCUGCUUUUAAUGAGGCUCCAGCCAGUGCAGACAGCAGCCCUCGAAGAGAUAAUGUCGAUGAAAAGGGGCAUUGUCCGGGGUAAUGGCUUCCCGCUGUUAGAUAAAAGCCAGCAGCCGCCGAGAUGUUUAUUUUCCAGGCAGGGACAUCGCCCCGGAGAUGCCGGCCUCUGGGCCCCUCCAGAGCUGCGAGCUCAGGGUGGGAGGGCCCUGUGUACCUGUCCCCGCACGGUGCGGCAGCGGCUCUGGGCUGCAGGGCUUGCCUUUUCU
This is a messenger RNA of Hyaena hyaena (striped hyena), 1763 nucleotides long. RefSeq names its product mitochondrial ribosomal protein L23 (gene MRPL23). Gene Ontology annotation, cellular component: ribosome; mitochondrial large ribosomal subunit. NCBI's taxonomy places the organism in Eukaryota, Metazoa, Chordata, Mammalia, Carnivora, Hyaenidae. The record is from RefSeq and is a predicted model, not a curated record. Gene Ontology annotation, biological process: mitochondrial translation. The transcript has 6 exons. Gene Ontology annotation, molecular function: structural constituent of ribosome. The coding region runs from base 413 to 1066 and encodes 217 amino acids.